Messenger RNA from Aspergillus pseudoviridinutans, 2532 nucleotides. RefSeq names its product ubiquitin ligase complex subunit HRD3. NCBI's taxonomy places the organism in Eukaryota, Fungi, Ascomycota, Eurotiomycetes, Eurotiales, Aspergillaceae. Gene Ontology annotation, cellular component: endoplasmic reticulum membrane. The record is from RefSeq and is a predicted model, not a curated record. Gene Ontology annotation, molecular function: protein binding. The transcript has 4 exons. The coding region runs from base 1 to 2532 and encodes 843 amino acids. Gene Ontology annotation, biological process: ERAD pathway.
AUGAAGAACCUAUGGCUAUGGCGUUUCCUGCCUCUGGCGCUCCUGCUGCUGCAGGCGCUCGUGGUUGAAUCGAAAGUUCAGUCAGAGAGUGGUCAUACAUCAAUAGAUGUGACUUCCGGAACAUAUCAGCAUGGAAGCCAAUAUGCGGGUGAAGCUGAGGGGUCUCACAUUUGGCCCGGACAUGAACGUGUCGAAAACGCGCUCAGAAUCCUCCAUGGAAUAAAGAUUUCGACCGCCCGAUCUGAGAAGCCCUCGGGCCUCGUCGGGUAUGCCUUACAUUACGCCCAACAGGCGUUCCGCAUCCUAUUCAUGAAUGCACCUCAAUCGGACACAACUGAGAAGCGGAGAGUCGAUCCGAAUGUCGUCAAAGCCGUGAAAGAACUCAAGCUGGCUGCCGAGGAGGAUGAGAACCCCGAUGCGAUGUUCCUAUUAGCGGAAAUGAACUUCUAUGGCAACUUUACACAUCCGCGCGAUUUCAAGCGCGCUUUCCAGUGGUAUCAGAGCCUUGCUUCCUUGACUGGAAACAGUACAGCACAAUAUAUGCUCGGUUUCAUGUACGCCACUGGCAUCGGGAACGGGGUGGAGCGCGACCAGGCGAAGGCAUUGUUGUAUCAUACGUUUGCUGCGGAAGGAGGGGACACGAGGUCGGAGAUGACGCUGGCGUAUCGCCACCACGCUGGUAUCGGGACUCCCAGAGACUGCGAUCAAGCGACGUAUUACUACAAGAAAGUGGCGGACAAGGCGAUUCAGUGGUAUCGAUCUGGGCCGCCCGGUGGCUAUAGCAUGGCUCGUGAAGCUUAUCGGUGGGCGGACGAGGAGGGUGGCGUUUAUGGCGAGGGUGCCAGUGUCUCGAGCUCAGGGCCUAACGCACAGCGUGAUGGGGUCCAGUCUAGUACCGAGGCCAGCUUGGAGGACGUUCUGGAAUACCUGGACCUCAUGUCGCGUAAGGGGGAGCUCAAGGCCACGUUUAGUUUGGGGAAGCUACACUACGAUGGGGCGCGAGGCUUGCCUCGGAAUUUCCGAAAGGCAAUGAAGUACUUCAAGCAAGUAACGAGACGUUACUGGAACAAGGACGGGUCAGUCAAUCCCAAUCACCCCAUGGGGAUCGAUAAACUUGCUUCGAAAGCAGCUGGCUACGUUGGAAUGAUGUACCUGCGCGGCGAAGGCGUCGAGCAAAAUUUCAACAACGCUCUUACCUGGUUUAAGCGGGGACUGGUCAACGGCGACUCGCUGUGUCAGCACGAGAUCGGACUCAUGUAUCUCCAUGGGUAUGGCGUCCCCCAGGACGCCUUCAAGGCCGCUUCGUAUUUCAAAUCGGCUGCCGAUCAGGACUAUCCAGCAUCGGAGACCAGACUUGGCGUUCUAUUCCUGGAUCAGGGGGAUGUUGCCACAGCGACACGGUAUUUCGAGCUGGCUGCUCGCUGGGGGUCCAUGGAGGCCUUCUACUACCUGGCGGAGUUGUCGAACAAUGGCAUCGGCCGGCAACGACAUUGUGGCAUGGCCGCAUCGUAUUACAAGCUGGUCGCAGAGCGUGCCGAAGCGAUUCAUUCGUCGUUUGCCGAAUCAAAUGCCGCGUAUGAGAAUGGCGAUAAAGAAGCGGCUUUGAUCCCAGCCAUGAUGGCUGCAGAGCAGGGCUACGAAAGCGCUCAAGCAAAUGUAGCAUUCCUACUCGAUGACCAGCGCUCAUUGUUGUCGCUCGACACCAUUCUACCUGGGGUUAAGAAGCCUCGUCCGUCUCUCCUUCGGAACGCUGCUCUAGCGCUGAUCUACUGGACACGUUCGGCGAAACAGGCGAAUAUCGACUCGCUGAUCAAGAUGGGUGACUACUAUCUCAGCGGAUCUGGCAUCGGAGCGGACCCUGAAAAAGCUUCUAUUUGCUAUCAUACCGCUGCUGAGGCCCAUUACAGUGCGCAAGCCUACUGGAACCUUGGCUGGAUGCACGAGAAUGGAGUCGCCGUGGAGCAAGACUUCCACAUGGCCAAAAGAUACUAUGACUUGGCGCUCGAAGCAAAUGCAGAAGCUUAUCUGCCUGUGAAAUUAAGCCUGAUAAAGCUGCGGAUGCGCAGUUAUUGGAACAAGAUUACGAAUGGAAAGGUCAACUCCAUUCAAGAGGAAGAAGAACAAAAGCCUCGACGGACAUUCAAAGAGUGGAUUGCAGCGUUUAUUGAGAACAACGAAGAGGAGGAGGCCAGCUAUCACUCACAAUUGUACAAGCAUGCGGAAGAUGAAGAUGACAUGCUAUCUUCGAAUCCAGACGCACGCCCUCUUGAUGAACACCGUCAUGACGACGGUUACUAUGAUGACCUCGAACUCGACAUUGAUGAGAGCGUCCUGGAAGGCCUCAUUAUUGUCACCUUGGCCGCCACAUUACUUGUACUUGUAUACUUGCGGCAGCAGCGAAACAGGCAAAGGCCGAACGAGAAUCCAGGUGCCAACCCAGCAGCAGUGAACAAUCAAAACGACCGCGGGUUUUUCCCGCAGCCAGGAGAUCCGGAGUUUGCUCAGUGGGUUGCCGGUGGUGUCGGUCAUUAA